Pectinophora gossypiella (pink bollworm) is the source of this 2937-nucleotide messenger RNA. RefSeq lists its product as uncharacterized. The coding region runs from base 7 to 2937 and encodes 976 amino acids. The transcript has 19 exons. Lineage: Eukaryota; Metazoa; Arthropoda; Insecta; Lepidoptera; Gelechiidae. The record is from RefSeq and is a predicted model, not a curated record. Gene Ontology annotation, molecular function: protein binding.
AACAAAAUGGCAGUACAACAGGACAAGUCUUCGAGCACUGUGAGCAGGACGCGACGCGCGCUCUCACAGUCUGACCCCGCCUUGCUGAUGCACGUGAAGAACCAACAGGCACAGUUUGGCAAGAGCAACGUCCCGAAUAUGCUCAGCGCGUUACAAUUCGACAACUUCGUGAGGAAGUCUAUAAACAUCUCCAAGAUCAACUACCUGUCCAUGGCGCCUGUAGAUGACACUACCUCUCUCGUUGUCACACCUGGAUCACAACAUACUCAGGAGCCGAGCCGCACAUCAUCAGUAGUACGAGGAAAAACCGUAGAAGACUCGGCAGACGAACAAUUCCCAAUCAACGUGACGUCGUUGAUGAACGAGGAUAACUAUUGGGGGUGUUUUUACCCCUUCCCAGAGUUAUAUAACGAUGUAUACUCUCCUGUGGUACGCGUGAGAGAUAUCAAGGACGUGGCGGAGAUAGUGGGGGGCGUCCUGACUCGAGACAUGGUCAACGCCUGUCUCACAUACCUCAAGAGAACCCCCAUUCUCGGGGACUUCGUGUUCAUCAAACUGGACCUGUCAAACAAGCACCUCGUCAACAUAGAAGUGCUUCAGCAUUAUAAAUACUUGGUGUAUUUGGAUCUCUCCGCUAACUACCUGACGGAUCUGACGGUGCUCUCACAUCUUCUUUAUCUGCAAAAUCUUUCUGUUUCUUUCAACAGACUUAAUACUGUUUUGGAAUACGACGUUCCGCAAUGGUUCCUAACGGAAGUGCACUACAAAUACAACUCAGUUAAAAGAAUAAGAGACUUGACGAUGUUUUGGUCCAUCACGAUACUCGAUUUGUCCCACAACAAUAUAAAAGGAAUCACCGGGUUGGAAAACUUGCACUAUCUCCGACGGCUCGACCUCUCCUUUAAUCACAUCCAGCGACUUGAAAACCUGAAUAACUUGCGCUUGGUGUGGCUUGACGUUUCGUACAACAACAUUUCAAGCUUUGAAUUCGGCUCUCAAGCCGGCCUUUGGACGCUGUAUCAUCUUGAGUAUCUGAACCUGAACGAGAAUAAUCUCACUUCCAUGAAGAUAUUUUCAGGUUGUACAAGGGUUAAAGAACUGCACGCGCGGAACAACGGUCUGAGCAUGCUCCUGGAGCUGGCGGUGUACAUGCGCCAGAUGCGCCGGCUGGCGAUCUUGGACCUGAGGGCCAACCCCAUCUGCUGCACGCCAGGGUACAGGGACGUCGUCAUCAAUACCUUCCCCCUGCUGCUUAGCCUCGAUGCUGAGGAACUCGACCCUGUCAUCCAGAGACGCUUCAAAAUGGACACAACUCCAGACGUAAAGGCGUUCGCUUGUCGACGCCUCCUGCGGCUGUUGUACAUAGAGCAGCUGUCUAGGGCUCGCGUGUCACCAUACGUGCCCCCAGCCGACACCAGAGAGGUGCCCCUGGUUAUCAUUGUGGGGUACGAAGCCGUUGGAAAAGGUACUCUAGUCCGCCGGCUAGCUAACGACUGUAGCGCGAACAUAGAAGAAGCCGUGCAGCACACGACAGCAAUGUUCCACUUCCCUGGACACUACAGGGAGGUGACCAGGAAAUUGUUCGACAAGAUGCUGCUCUCCGGAGAAUUGCUCACCUACUCGGAGCUAGAUGGAGAAUCGUAUGGUCUUAGCCGUGAAGAAGCGUACGUUAAAGACGGGAAAGUGAAGGUGGCAGCGAUGGAUCUGACGUCAGCUCUGAUGAUGCAGUUGCGCGGGCGCCGGCCGUACCUCAUCCUCGCCACGUGCUCCGAUAAGAAUGCUUUGAUUAAACGACAGCGGGACCGUAAAGAAUACCGUAACAGAAUGCUGGAGGCUCGAACAUCUGUUGAAGUGCCUUUAGAAAAGUCCACGCUACAAGUGUUGGUCUCCGGGCGGAUACUUGUUACCGGGAUACUUAACGAAAUACUUCUGUGUCUUCCCGAAGAGAAAGAGGAGAGUGAGUUCGUGAUAGAGUCGCAGUGUUCCCUGCUGAUGGAUAGCGACGCUCGCGAGGCUGUGCAGGAGUAUUCCAAGGGAAUCACUAUGCUCACGCUCAUGUCAUCGGGCACCAGCUCACUCGAAGAGGUCUGCAAACGGGCAUAUAAACAAACCAUUCAGAACGAAGCAAGUCUUUGUUCGCUGUACAAGGAGUCUCAGAACACUGAUGAGUACGCGAGCGAUAUUAAUGGCCAGAACUCCUAUCAAGACUCCAAAAAAUCGGGAAUUUCUGGUGCGAACAGCGCCAAGUCAUCAAAAUCUGUAACAUUCACAUCGCAAGAUGCGGAAGCAACUGCUGGCCUGAUAAUCAAAGAGGGAGAAAUCCCUAGAAACCUGACAGGAUUACUGAUCGAACCUGCGAAUAUUGAGAAGACCCAGGAGGGCGCACAUUUUGACCAAGAACGAAUAAAGCACAUGACUCAGCGCUCACUAAGCAAGAAGUUCCCGUGGCCGAUAGCCGGACACGGUCCGCCGCCGGGCCGCACCGGCUCCGGGUGCUCCAUGGACCCCGACGGCGACCUCUGGCUCAGCUUCCUCAUAGACACUGGCUUGCUGCAAGCCAGCGACCCUAACAUUGAAAUGUCUGAAACAUUCCAACAACGGCGUGAUACGAAGGUGGAUGAUCCGGAGUAUAUACUAAAGCAAUUGGCGUAUUAUAGAAUGAUUCCAAGUCAGUCUUUCUCUACGAAUAUCAGAGACGACUAUGAGCACAUACACCGCAAAUGUCCCGGUCUUUUCUGGGAUACUAUUACUAUGGAUGACCCAGAACAAGCAUUCAAAAAAGCCAAGAGAAUAAUCAAAGAUAUUGUUAAUUCACAACCGGACUUCAAACCAAUGUUCGACAUUAAUUUUACAAUGUUGACCAAAGACUAUCCAACAAUCAAGAAGAAGAUUGCCACUAUCGCCAAUAACAUCGCACCACGAAGGUUUUUCUUCUAA